This is a messenger RNA of Tripterygium wilfordii, 968 nucleotides long. RefSeq lists its product as uncharacterized. Gene Ontology annotation, biological process: shoot system development; root development. NCBI's taxonomy places the organism in Eukaryota, Viridiplantae, Streptophyta, Magnoliopsida, Celastrales, Celastraceae. The record is from RefSeq and is a predicted model, not a curated record. The transcript has a single exon. The coding region runs from base 1 to 876 and encodes 291 amino acids.
AUGGCUCCAUCUUCUUACCAUACUCGCUCUAACAGCAUCCCAAACAGACCACAUCCUGUCCUCGUCGAACUCGACGAGCAAUUGAGAAGAUUAAGAUCCUCUGAAGCCACCUCUACUUCAUCAUCAUCAACAAUCAGCCACCAACUAAUUGGGCUUCAAGAUCUUCAUAAUUGUGUCGACAAGUGGCUUCUGUUACCACUCACUCAGCAAUCAUCAGCCCAAGGACAGCAGAAGAAAUGGGCCAAUGAGCUGUUGGAUGGAUCUCUCAGGCUCUUGGACAUGUGCGACACUGCUAAGGAUGCCUUGCUGCAAAUUAAAGAAUGCUUUCAAGGACUUCAGUCAUCUUUGAGGAGAAGAUGUGGAAGUGAUACAAGGCUGCUUGCAGGUUGUGUUAGGAGGUACUUGACCACCAUGAAAGCAGUGGCAAAGUCAAUCAACAAGGCCCUAGGGAAAUUGAAGAGUGUGAAAGCAUCUUUUCCUAAGCUCCAUGACAGCAAUGAAAUGGUUAGUGUGCUAAAGGAUGUGGAAGCAAUCACUAUCAUGGUAUUGGAAUCCCUGCUGUCCUUUAUUUCCUCCUCUCAAAAGGGGCCAACAAAGCUAAGUGGCUGGUCAUUGGUGUCCAAGCUAGCAAAGCCUAAAAGGAUGGCACCUGAGGAAAAUGACAAUACAAAUGAGUUUCAAAAGAUAGAUGUUGCACUUCAGUCCAUCGUAAGUGUCAAGAAAGAAAAAUCUGAUAGUAACAAGAAUGUUGAGGAUGUGCAAAACCAGCUCAAAGAUCUCGAGUUGUGCAUUCAAGAUCUCGAAGGAGACCUUGAGAGCCUCUAUAGGCGUUUGAUCAAAACCAGAGUCUCCUUUCUCAACAUCCUCACACACUAGUUGAAAAAAUCACAAUGUAGUCACACAUGUAAAUGCACGAAAUUAUGAUGUGUAUAUGUAUUCAGAAACUUAACAUAUAGAGACAAUUUGCA